This is a messenger RNA of Pseudopipra pipra, 1210 nucleotides long. RefSeq lists its product as uncharacterized. Gene Ontology annotation, cellular component: membrane. The record is from RefSeq and is a predicted model, not a curated record. The coding region runs from base 184 to 852 and encodes 222 amino acids. The transcript is spliced from 7 exons. NCBI's taxonomy places the organism in Eukaryota, Metazoa, Chordata, Aves, Passeriformes, Pipridae.
CGGGAGGACACGGGACGCGGAGCUGGAGCCGCCCCCGGACGGGACGUUCGGUGACCGGCACUAGCGAGGAGAGCUGGGGCUCUGCCCUGGCGCCUUCCUGGAGAGGAAAAGCUGUUCUUCCUCCCCUGGAAGGCCACAGCGCCGCUCUCCAGCCUCCGUGAUUUAUGUGUGACUCGGAGCAGAAUGGAUCGCUAUCGAUACUUCAUCUUCAACCAGAGGAACAUGGUGGUGCUGGGGAUGUUCCAGAUAGCCCUCAGCACGGUGUGCGUCGUCAGCGGGUUCAUAGAUGGCAUUUUCAGAACGGAGUCUCAGCUGGGCAGAACCAGAGCUCCAAUUUGGGCUGGGAUGGUGAUGGGAGUCCCAGGCGUGCUGGCUUUGUUCUCCUCUCAGAGGAAGAAUCCAAUCCUUGUGAAUGUACUGAUAGGUGCUUCCAUAAUCUCUUGUGUUGCCAUCCUCAUCGUAAUAGGUUAUAGCUCCUUCACACUGAACUAUGGUGAAGAGGAUGAGCUGAGUUCUGCCCCAGUCCAUGUUAUCCAUACUAGGUUCAUACUCAGUAAGGUGGUCAAGGGUGCUAACAUAGCCAUGCUGGCUGCGUCUAUCUGCAGUGCCUUUUUUGUGCUGGCCAUGGCUUACUUGGGGUGCCGGAGCCUCCCACGCUGCUCCUGCUACGACAGCGUGACUGGGAUGGAAUGGUUGCAACCUACUGAGGACCAAAAUCAGGCUGUGGAAAUGGUUUGUGCUGUACAAAGCUCUGGGGGCAGAAUUUUUAACUUCCCAGAUCGGUUUCCAGCCCAGGAUGUGGAUGCAGAGGAAGACACAUCCAAACCUCCACCAUACACCAGACUGACUUGAGAAAGUGGUUGAACAUUUUGUUCAAACGUGGCAAGAGAGAUGUAACAAGCUCUUAACCUUUAAAGAUGGUUAUGCACUUUUCCUUGGCCUCUUGAAAAACACACACAGGAAGAGAGAAGUAUUGAAUGCCAAACAUUCAGCAGAGACCACAGUGCAGAGGAGAAGAUCUGCAGGUGGUUUUGGACAUUCAGACUUUGUAUGGUUAAAAUACCUCAUUGCCUCUGGAAAGCGUGAGCAUUUUUUUCCUCUGGCGUUUGUACUGAAAUCAUGUUUUAUUUCACUAGAACUCAUCAUGCAAUUUGUGUAGCACUGCUAGCCCUAGGCAUUUAAAUAUUAAAUACAAUUGAAUUUUUUUCAA